Molecule: messenger RNA, 1912 nt
Organism: Phragmites australis (common reed)
Lineage: Eukaryota; Viridiplantae; Streptophyta; Magnoliopsida; Poales; Poaceae
Exons: 2
Coding region: 69-1277 (402 amino acids)
Source: RefSeq, a predicted model, not a curated record
CGUAAAUCUCUCCCCAAAACCAAAGAACAGCAGCCUCCGCUCCCAUUUCCCCCAGAAACACCAAAUACAUGGACUUCUCCGUCGGCGGGAGCGGCGGGAGCGCGGGCGGCGCCGCCGGCGACGUGCGCGUGCAGGCGGAGCGCUUGCUCGAGAUCGCGGAGAAGCUCCUCACCGCGCGCGACCUCGUCGGCUGCAAGCGGUUCGCGGAGCGCGCGGUGGAGUCCGACCCGCUCCUCCCCGGCGCCGACGAGAUCCUCGCUGUCGCUGACGUACUCCUUGCAUCCCAGUCUCCCCUCUCCUCCGGCCACCCGGACCCGCUUGCUGUCCUCCAGCUGCCCCCCGGCGGCAGCCCCGACCAGGCCGCCGUAUCCCGCGCCUUCCGCCGCCUCGCGCUCCUCCUCAGCCCCCGCAACCCGCACCCAGGCGCUGAGUUCGCACUCCGCCUCGUCCACGACGCCUACGCCCUCCUCUCCGAUCCAUCCCGCCGGCCCCCGCCUUCCUCCGCCACCGCCAAUCCCGCAACUGGUAACCCCUCCCAACCUGCCGCUCCAGCUCCCGCCACUAACCCCCAGGAGUUCUGGACGGCGUGCCCGUUCUGCUGCUACGUGCACCAGUACCCGCGCCACCUAGUUGGGCGCGCCCUCAAGUGCCCCAACGAGAGUUGCCGCCGUGGGUUCGUGGCCGCUGAGAUCCCGACCCUGCCGACCAUCGUGCCAGGCACCGAGAUGUACCACUGUGCCUGGGGAUUCUUCCCACUCGGCUUUCCCAAUGCGGCCGACCUGGGUGGCAACUGGAAGCCAUUUUACAAGGUGUUCCCGUGGAACACUGCGCCAAGUGGCGAAGUUGCUGGUGGUAGGAGCCAUGGGAAUCAUCGUGGGAGCAAUAGUGCUCCACAGCCGCAGAAUGUCAGUGCACGUGGUGGGUCUUCUAGAGGUAGGAUCAAGAAGUCGUCCGCCCGCAAGAAGGUCGGGGCAGGGCUUAAGAGACGUUCUUUCGGUGGUGGUGUGGAGAGCGGCAUUGAUUCAUCUAUGCUUGGACAGGAAGGGUGGGCUGGGGAUGAGGAGGAUGGAGAUGGACGGCCUGAGGAGGUGAGGGGGAUUAACAUAAAUGAGGCGGCACAGGCUACAGAUGGCACCGGUAGGGGUAAUGUCAGUGGUGCUGGCGGGGUUGUGGAUAUGACCAACUUCCAUAUUGAUGUUGAUGCAACAGAGGAUAUAUUAGGGAAUUUGCACAACAUCCCGUUCUUGAGGGUGGACAAUCUUGGGCGGAUGAUUUAACUGUUGCUAUGGUCUGCUGGGGCUAGAUAGGAGCAUUGUAUAAUUAGCUGGGUCGAAGCAGAUGUCUCAGGGGCUGAACCUUGCUGUUCAAGUGUUCCUUCUGCUAUUAUGUCGUGUUGUAGUAGUAGUCUAUCUUGUGCUUGUAGUAACUUAGCUGGAGGUUGAGUCGUACCAGGAGACUUUGUGGUAUCUCCAUUAGUUGGGGAUAUGUACCCUUUGCCUUUGGCAAACAAACUUGCGGUGUUUUCUGGUGAUGGGAAUAAUGCUUCACACAUGCAGUGUGAUUUGACUGGUUGUGCUUAUGAUGCCACUUUGGUUUCUUCAUGGCACAGUGGCGGGAAAAGGUGCUGAGAGCAAGUAGAAAAACUGCUUUCUUUUGCAAACAGCAGCCGGCGGUCCAAACCAUUCCUUGAAGGAAGCGAAGCAAGACUUGACCCAGCUUAGAGGGUAUAUCAGUAGCCCUGACCUGAAGACAAUUUUUUUUUUUUACUUUUUUUGUAAGUUUAUUAGGCUGUUUAUCCCCUCAUCUGCAAGCGAAAUACAUGCAAAACUCCAUAAGUUUGCCAAGAAAUGCUAACUGUAUUUGUUAUGUUGUCAGCAAUUUCAAGGCACCAGUGAUGAUUUUUAUUGAGCUA